This is a messenger RNA of Boleophthalmus pectinirostris (great blue-spotted mudskipper), 1137 nucleotides long. RefSeq names its product UBX domain protein 10 (gene ubxn10). The transcript has 2 exons. Lineage: Eukaryota; Metazoa; Chordata; Actinopteri; Gobiiformes; Gobiidae. Bases 77 to 793 code for a protein of 238 amino acids. The record is from RefSeq and is a predicted model, not a curated record. Gene Ontology annotation, molecular function: protein binding.
UUUUACAUUUAUUUAUAGAAAAACUAGCUAAAUUUUCCCUUCUUUUUUUUUUUUUUUUUUUAAUUCAGUGUGCCAUAUGGCCGUGCAUUUAACAAGACCGAAGUCCUCAAAAGGGCGACGCAGGUCAACCAAAACCCUCAACUUUUUCCAAAACAACGAUCCUCCACAACAAAGCGGCAGCGGAUCACUUUUUUCGGCCGAGUUUGGGGCGGGAGAACCGGACACGCUGCUCCGUCCACAGUCCCGACAUGAGAUGCGGCAUUCCGGAUCUCUGAGCCAAAAUCAGGUUCAACAAAACAAGCUGCCCCACGGGUGUGCGUCUGGCCAGACCCUGAACAAGUACAAGGUUCUUCCGUCCAUAGAGAAAGAGAAAGGAAGGCCCAAACACAGAGAUCACGGCGUGGAUAACGGAGUGACCGAUCUAACGCUCACUGGAAGGCAUAUUUUCAAGUUUGCAGAGGGAGGUGCUGAAGGAGACCACACUACAGGUCAUGGACUUGGUACCUGCAGCUCGGAGGAUGACAGAAAGGUGGCGCCAUCACCGGACACUUUGCUGCUUGCCAUCAAAGACCCGGCUGGAAGGAGGUUUGAGCAGCGCUUUCACCCAUCGGACACUUUGCUCCACGUGAGGGCCAGUGCAGAGGCCAUGUACGGGGUGAAGUUUGGAGAGAAGACAAUGAUAGAAACCAUGGAGGUCCCUCGAAGGAGCUUUAGCAACAUGAGCCUGACUUUGGCCCAGUGUGGCAUCAGCAACAAGUCUGUGCUCUGCAUUUUUCAAUCAGAGGAUGAGUGAAACACGGUCAAAUGUCUGUGUGCCUGUCGCCCAUUGGAGCAGCAGCAAUAUAUAACACAAUAACCCUAGCCUAGCACAUUGAUUUAUACAAACAAGGUGGACAUUAUAUGCAGAGGCGGUUACAGUAGCCAUAAAUUGCAGAAUUGUGUAUUUACUUGAGUAACUUUUUAAAGAAAUUGUACUUUUCCAGCAGCGUACUAUGCAAGGUCUAUAACAAAAGCUUUAUGUUGACAAUAUUAACUGAUUUGAAUAUUUGAGUUUGUUGCGACUGCUCCUUCAGAUAUCAUUUAUAGUUUUUAGAUUUUUGUGUCUAUCCUUUGAAAAUACCAGAUUUUGUGCAUUAU